Molecule: messenger RNA, 1184 nt
Organism: Saprolegnia parasitica CBS 223.65
Lineage: Eukaryota; Oomycota; Saprolegniomycetes; Saprolegniales; Saprolegniaceae
Exons: 1
Coding region: 6-1118 (370 amino acids)
Source: RefSeq, a predicted model, not a curated record
GCUCGAUGACGAUGAGCUACGACGACCUCCGAGCGCUGACGCCGGCCGACGCCUUCGACUACUUCAACUACGGCGAAUGGACCAUCUCGCCCAUGGAGAUCCAGCGCACGUACUGCCUCCAGGCCAACGACGACGACGGCCUUGGGCCGGGGCUCUGGGUGCUGCGGAAGAUCGCCGAGGUCGGCCAGCCCCCGAUCAAGGCCGUGCCGACGGCGUUCAGCAAGGACACCACGGUCGAGAUCGCAACGCGCAUUUCGCAUGCGCCGCGCCCGUGCACUGCACCCGUCGUCGUGUCGCCAAGCGCAGUCGAUCCAUCGAGCGGCAGCGACGACGCCUACGAGUUUGACGGCGACGAGUGUGGCAUGGAGGACGACAUGGAAGCGUUUAUGGAGAUCAGCGAAGCAGCACCGGCGCCUCUGUUUGCUGCGUCACCGCCUGCUCCGACGGCAGCAGCGUCGGUCCAAUCGACGCCUGUCAAGGCAAGCCUGCCACCGCGCACGAACGGUAUCUCGCCCACCCAGGCCAGCAGCAAAAUGGCAUUGCAUCGCCCGAACAAGCGACCUCUCGACCUCUCCACGUCCUUGCAGCUCCUUCCGCCGACUCCGCUGAAAGUGGACGACGAGAUGCUGACCGUCGAAGUGGCGCGUGCGCACAUGGAGCCGCUCGUGCACCCGCCGCUCGACCUCGACAGUGGGUUUCCCUCGACAGCAAAAUCCACGACGCCUCUGUGGACCCGCCUCCGCUCGGGCUUUGAUAACAUGCUAACCGACGGGUGGAGCUGCCCGGCGCCUUUGACGACCGUUGACGAAGACACCAUGUACUGCGACAUGGACGACGUGCCUCUCGAUGUGACCAUGGAGCUCGAGACCACGUCUGUCCCCGAGGUGCCGGCGGCCAAGGCACCAAAGCGACGAAAGACCGCCGUGACGACGACGACGCCGCGCCGCGUGACUCGCAGCCAGACAAAGCUCAAGCUGGAGCGCAAGGGCAUUUUCGAAGCCAAUAUGCUCGAGCACCGCCGCACUUCGACCGACCCGCCGCGCCAAUGGCAACGGUGGCAGUCGUGCGGCCAUCUCCACAGCACGGGCAGCGCGUGCUGUGAUCACCACCAACCGUAGCGGGCUUGUCGUGAACUAAUCUUAUGUAACUCGAAGGAAAUGUACUCUAUCUCUGCUGAACACUCU